AUGGGUGGCCUUGCGCUGCUCGCACGCAGUGCCGGUCAUCGUGUUUCGGGCAGCGACCACGGCGUGUAUCCGCCGAUGAGUAGUCAACUCGAACAGCAGGGAAUCACUCUGUAUGAGGGCUACGAAGCCGACCAGAUAGAAGCCGAUACCGAGCUGGUAGUGAUAGGUAAUGCGCUCUCACGUGGCAAUCCGGCGGUGGAACAUGUGCUGUGUGAAGGCUUGCCUUUCGCUUCUGGUGCGCAGUGGCUAGGCGAGCACUUCCUGCGUGGUAAACAUGUGUUGGCUGUCGCUGGCACUCACGGCAAGACAACCACCGCAUCGAUGCUGGCGUGGAUGCUCGAAAGCGCCGGACUUGAGCCUGGCUUCUUAAUCGGCGGCGUACCUGAAAACUUCUCAGUCUCCGCCCGGCCCGGCGCUGGUGAACUGUUCGUUAUUGAGGCGGACGAGUACGACACUGCUUUUUUCGACAAGCGCUCGAAGUUUGUUCACUACCGACCAAACACUCUGAUCCUGAACAAUCUUGAGUUCGACCACGCUGAUAUUUUUGCAAAUUUGGCUGCGAUCAGAACGCAGUUUCACCAUCUGCUUCGUACCGUUCCGGGCAACGGACUGAUCAUAACCAACCAAGCCGACGAAAACCUGUCAAACGUAUUGGACAUGGGCUGUUGGUCGCCAAUACAAACGUUUGGUUCGCCGCAGUCCGAUUGGCACGGUGGUUUCCCUACCCAGAGCGGUAGUGAAAUCGUCGUUGCGAAUGAUCGCCAAGAGCAGCGAGUAAGCUGGGCUUUGAGUGGAGAGCACAAUCUAAACAAUGCAGUAGCGGCAGUGGCGGCAGCCCAUCAUGUCGGCGUUAACAUGGCCCAAUCUUGGUCGUCACUAGCCACGUUCAAGAAUGUGAAACGUCGACUGGAGGUGGUCGGCGAGAUCGCUGGUGUGACCAUUUUUGACGAUUUCGCUCAUCAUCCAACGGCUAUCCAGACGACGAUCGUCGGACUACGCAGGGCGCGGCGCGGCGGCAAAAUUCUGAUUGCGCUGGAGCCACGCAGCAAUUCGAUGAAAUAUGGCGCGCACACCGAUCAACUACCCGCGGCUCUGGCUGAAGCAGACCACGUAGUGGUACUCCGAACACAAGGGCUACAGUGGGAUCCGGAAAUCGAGCUGAGGGCGCUCGGCCACCGGCUGGCGAUCGCCCAAGACAUCAGCAGGUUACUGGAAAUGUUGCGGUCACGUGCCGGUACUGGCGACGCCGUAGUUUUCAUGAGUAACGGUAGUUUUUCCGACGCACCUCGUCGCUUCGUCACUAGCCUCGAAGGAGCGACCGCAUGA
This is a messenger RNA of Nerophis lumbriciformis (worm pipefish), 1326 nucleotides long. Lineage: Eukaryota; Metazoa; Chordata; Actinopteri; Syngnathiformes; Syngnathidae. The record is from RefSeq and is a predicted model, not a curated record.